CCCCAGAUGCCACCUUGUACUUCGACGUUGUCAUGCUGGACAUCUGGAACAAGAACGACAAACUGCAGAUCACCACCCUGUCCAAACCAGAGCGCUGCAACCGCACGGUGGAGAACUCGGAUUUCGUGCGGUACCACUACAACGGCACGCUGCUGGAUGGCACUCCCUUCGACUCCAGCUACAGCAAGAACAGCACCUACGACACCUACGUGGGCACCGGCUGGCUGAUCAAGGGCAUGGACCAGGGGCUGCUGGGCAUGUGCGCCGGGGAGAAGAGGAGCAUCAUCAUCCCCCCGUUCCUUGCCUACGGGGAGAAGGGCUACGGGACCACGAUCCCACCGCAGGCAUCACUGGUGUUCAGUGUGCUGCUGGUGGACUUCCAUAACCCCAAGGACGGCAUCUUCCUGGAGCACCUGGAGGUGCCGGAGUCCUGCAAGCGCAGGGCUGUGACCGGGGACUUUGUCCGCUACCACUACAAUGGCAC
Molecule: messenger RNA, 484 nt
Organism: Cariama cristata (Red-legged seriema)
Lineage: Eukaryota; Metazoa; Chordata; Aves; Cariamiformes; Cariamidae
Product: peptidyl-prolyl cis-trans isomerase FKBP10-like
Exons: 3
Molecular function (GO): peptidyl-prolyl cis-trans isomerase activity
Source: RefSeq, a predicted model, not a curated record